Lasiodiplodia theobromae is the source of this 2064-nucleotide messenger RNA. RefSeq names its product Oxoglutarate/iron-dependent oxygenase. Gene Ontology annotation, biological process: peptidyl-proline hydroxylation; regulation of translational termination. The transcript has 2 exons. Bases 1 to 2064 code for a protein of 687 amino acids. Gene Ontology annotation, cellular component: cytoplasm. NCBI's taxonomy places the organism in Eukaryota, Fungi, Ascomycota, Dothideomycetes, Botryosphaeriales, Botryosphaeriaceae. The record is from RefSeq and is a predicted model, not a curated record. Gene Ontology annotation, molecular function: peptidyl-proline dioxygenase activity; L-ascorbic acid binding; iron ion binding.
AUGCCGAAGCGAAAGGCUGAAGGCCCCGCCGUCGCCAACGGCAAGUCCAAGAAACGCGCCCUCUCCGACGAAGAGGCGCGCUCCAACUUCCGCAAAGGUCUUUUUGACACCAAGGUGCUUGAGGAUUAUCAGAAGCAAUAUGCGGAGUCGCAACCAUACAAGCACGCCGUGAUCCAGAACCUCGUCGACACCAAGCUGCUCCGCAACGUCCGCGACGAGAUCCGCCAGCACAUCUCCUUCACGCCCAAGGAGACGGAUAUCUACAAGAUUCACCAGUCAGGCGAUCUGGCCAACCUGGACGGGCUGGACGACUCAUCGUUGGCCAAGCUCCCCUCGCUGCUCCAGCUGCGCGACGCCCUCUACUCGUCCGCCUUCCGCAAGUACAUCGCGGCCAUUGCAGGCUCGGGCCCGCUGAGUGGCGUGAAGACGGACCUGGCGAUCAACGUGUACACGCCGGGCUGCCAUCUGCUGUGCCACGACGACGUCAUCGGUAGCCGGCGCGUCAGUUACAUCCUGUACUUGCUUGACCCGGACCGGGAGUGGAAGCCCGAGUGGGGCGGCGCGCUGCGCCUGUUCCCAACCGAGGACCUGCGGACGGACGGGGGCGCCGAGGUCAAGGUGCCGCUGCCGGACCACACCGUCGUGAUUCCGCCCGCCUUCAACCAACUGUCAUUCUUUACUGUCCAGCCUGGCGAGAGCUUCCAUGACGUUGAGGAGGUGUACAAGCGCGCGGAGGGCGACAACGAGGAGGAUGGUGGCCGUGUUCGCAUGGCUGUGAGUGGCUGGUUCCAUAUACCGCAAAAGGGUGAAGAUGGUUACGAGGAGGGGUUGGAGGAGAAGCUGGCCGAGCGGAGUUCGCUGCAGCAGCUGGAGAGUGGUGCCAAGGCGGCGCAAUUCGACCAGCCCCAGCAGCAGUGGUUCGAAUAUCCGGCCGAUGAAAAGGAGGAGAAGGAGGAGAAGGGCAAGAGCAAGGCGGAAGCAGAGGACGACGAGGACGAAGAGCAAGCACCUCUCACCGAGCAGGAGUUCGAGUUCCUUCUCAAGUUCAUGACACCCACAUAUCUGGCACCGGACACGGUUGAGGACCUCAACACUAUGUUCGCCGAUGAGUCGUCACUCCGUCUCGCCAAUUUCCUGUCCAAGUCCUUCUCCAAGCGUCUGCGCACCUUCCUCGAGGAGCAGGACCGUAAGACGCCAGCCACUAUGCCCGCCCCGGCAUCGCGCACGCACAACACCGGCGUCGCCCGCCCGCCACACAAGCAUCGCUUCCUAUUCAGAUACCCCACGCGCGAUGCUGGCGACAACAAGGACGAAGAGCUUUCGCCGUAUGACGAGCUCCUCGACGUCUUCUUCCCUAGUGUCGCCUUCAAGAAGUGGCUCGCUCUCGCCACAGGCCUGACGCUGACGAAGGCAAGCAUGCUAGCACGCCGCUUCCGCCGCGGUAUGGACUACACGCUUGCGACGUCGUAUGAUGACGAGCAGCCGCAGCUGGAGGUCACUCUGGGCAUCACCCCUAGCAAGGGAUGGGGUGAUGAUGAUGAGGAGGGAGCCGACGGCGCCGACGAAGAGGACCAAGACGGGGAGAAGAAGAAGAAGAAGCAGAAGAAGGAGAACGGCGAGAAGAACGGCGCCGCGAAGAAGAGUAGCAAGGAGCAGCCCGAAGAUCCCGCUCCCGCGGACGACGACACGCCCGGCGGCUACGAGAUGUACAUGGCUGCGGAUGACGACGACGACGAUGACGCUGGCUCGGACGACGGCGUCGAGGUGCCUGCCGGCUCGAAGAACAAGUCUGGCGAGGCCUCCGCCAUGACGGGCGCGGGCAAGCGCCGCAAGGCCGACCCCGCCGUGUACCGCGCCAGCGCAGGCGAUGAUGACGACGGAGUGCUGUUCAGCAUGCCCGCCGGCUGGAACUGCAUGAGCGUUGUGCUGCGCGACACGGGCGUGCUGCGCUUCGUCAAGUACGUGAGCGAGUCUGCAAAGGGUGAUCGGUGGGAUGUCUGCGCCGAUUUCGGCGUUGAGUUCGAUGAGGAUGACGAAGAGGAUGGUGAUGAGAUGGAGGAGUAA